AUGCCUGAGGUGGCACUCGUCAUAGAACCUCACGGAGGUCCCGACCCCGACCCGGGCCCCGAGGAGCAGGAGCAGCUGCCGUACCCGGAUCUGGCCCCGGUGGUGUUUUUUGACUUCUUUUUGACCGAAGAUUACCUCGGCCUCCACCUACAGGUGCUCGGGCCGUUCCGACUGAUCAGCAGAGUAGCGAGUAUGCAUGACAUCGUGUCAGUGCUCCUGGUCAUCUUCCCCAUGCUGGCUAACGUGCUCUUCCUCUACAUGUUUGUCAUGCACAUCUUCGGGGUGAUAGGGGUCCAGCUGUGGGCGGGGCGUCUGCACAACCGCUGCUUCCUGGGAGAGGACCCCGCCGCGAUGUACAACGUCUCCUUAAGCCCGUACUACGUCACCAAGUACGGUGAGCUCCAACCGUUCCUCUGUUCCCCCGAGGACAUGAGCGGCCUUCACUGCGCCGAGGUGCCGCCCUUCAGAGAGAACGAGCAGGUCUGCUCCGUGGCCCCCGCCGCGUCGAGCGUGUUUGGCCUCACGGGGGCCGGCACCAAUGCCUGCGUCAACUGGAACGUGCUCUACAACGUCUGUCUGGCUGGGGCCCAGAACCCCAACGACGGGGCCACCAACUUUGAUAACAUCGGCUACGCCUGGAUAAGCAUAUUCCAGGUCGUCACACUGGAAGGAUGGUCAAACAUCAUGUUUUAUGUCAUGAACGUGUAUUCCUCCUGGAGUGUCUUCUAUUUCAUAUUCGUUGCCAUUAUGGGCUCCUUCAUCAUGAUGAACGUGUGCGUCGUCGUCAUCGCCACCCAGUACUCGGACAACCUGGAGCGCUUGAGAAGCCAGCGAACCGUGAGGGAGGAUAGCGCCGCGCUACUCGAGUGGCUCCGCCCCAAGUGGACCGGCUGCCUGGCGGCCAUCAGGCGGCGUGCAUCCAACAGGGUGCGGCACCAUGACCCCGACAGCAGGGCGGACGACUCCACGGUUGGAGGUCACAUUUGGAGACAGCUCACGACGAGACUCGAGAAAGUCAUCAAAAGUAAAAUCUUCAACCGGCUGAUCAUGUCGGCUGUUGUCCUCAGCAUCCUCACCCUGGCCAUCGAGCAUCAUGACCAGCCGAACGAGUUGACCAACAUGUUGCAGAUCAGUGACAUCGCCUUCACCGUGAUCUUCGUGGCGGAGAUGCUCUUGAAGGUGAUGGGUCUCAAUUGGGCGUACUUCCAGGACCGAAACAACUUGUUUGACUUUGUCAUCGUCAUCAUCAGUCUCUGGGAGACGACAACAAAAGCAGACGGCAGGUUGUCGGUCCUGCGAGCUUUCCGCCUGCUGAGGUUUGGGAGGCUGCUCCACUACCUCCCUUACCUGAGGACACAGCUGCUGGUGCUGAAGAAGGCCAUGCAGGACGCCGCUUCGCUCUGCAUGCUCAUGCUUUUCGUCAUCUUCAUUUUCAGUCUCCUGGGCAUGCAUCUGUUCGGUCAUAGGUCGGAUACACUGAAAGAAAUCAGGGACAGAAAGUACUUUGACACGCUCCUCUGGUCCAUGGUCACCGUGUUCCAGAUUCUGACUGGGGAGGACUGGAACAGGGUGCUGUACACCACCAUGGCGGCCACCUCUCCGUGGGCCUUCAUCUACUUUGUAGCGGUCAUCGUGACGGGAAAGCACGUCCUUCUCAACAUCCUCGUGGGUAUUGUGCUUCAGGGCUUCCAAGACAGGCGGACACUUCGCGAGGACCACGCCUCCGUGACCUCGCCCCCGACCCCCGAGGACGGUUCCGCUGAUGCAAACGGGGAUGAGGAAAACCGAACGCUUGCCGAGAGCCCCGCCUCCGUGACCCCGUCCCCGACCCUUGAGGACGGCUCUGCGGAUGCAAACGGCGACGAGGAGAACAGACCUCAGAACCGAAUCCAGGCGGCGCUGCGUUGGUGCAAAAAGCGCAAGGAGUGGUCAUUGUACGCGCUGUCUCCCCAGAACAGGUUCCGCCUCUUUUGCAAGAGUGUGACGUCUCACAAUUCUUUCGAAUACACAGUUCUGAUCUUCAUCCUUUUGAACUGUGUCACCAUUGCAAUGGAGAGGCCUGGAAUAGAGGCUGCAAGCAAGGAGCGAAUGUUCCUGACCAUCUCUGGUUACAUCUUCUCUGCAGUCUUCAUGGUAGAGAUGAUUUUUAAGGUCCUCACCCUCGGCCUGUUCUUUGGGAGCGGGAGCUACUGCCGCUCCGCCUGGAACGUCAUGGACGGCUCGCUGGUGGUGGCCUCCUUGGUCGACGUCGUCGUCUUGCUGAGCCCUGCGAGCAACAGCAAAAUGCUGGGCAUCCUCAAAGUGCUGCGCCUGCUGCGCACACUGCGCCCGCUGCGGGUGAUCAAUCGAGCCCCAAAGCUGAAGCUGGCGGUGGAGGCUUUGAUCACCGCCCUGAAGCCCGUCGGGAACAUCUUGCUCAUGUGCUGCGCCUUCAUCUUUUUCUACGCGAUCCUCGGUUUGCAGCUGUUCAAGGGGAAGUUCUACAGCUGCAGUGGCGAGUACAUCGAUGACGUCGCCAACAAGGCGGACUGUCUGUCGGCCGACUACCGCUGGGAGCAAAAGGAUUUCAACUUUGACAACUUGCCGCAGGCUCUGAUGUCGCUGUUCGUGAUGUACUCCAAGGACGGCUGGGUGAGCCUCAUGUACGACGGACUGGACGCCGUUGGGGUGGACCAACAGCCUGUGACCAACAACAACGAGUGGAUGCUCCUUUUCUUCAUCUCCUUCAUGAUCGUGAGCUUCUUCUUGCUCGACAUGUUCAUCGGCGUGAUGGUGGACACCUUCCACGACUGCCAGAAGCGACAAAAGAAACUGGCCGAGGAGGCGAGGGACCGCCCCCGGCGCAGCGCAGGUGAGCAGCGUGGGGAUAGAAAAGGGGGUCGCGGGGCAGCGGACACGCCGUUCCAGGCGUCCUACUCCCGCACGCGUCUGUUCAUCCACACCCUGUGCACCAACGAGCAGCUGGACCUCCUCAUGGCCGCCCUGAUCUUCAUCAGUGUUCUGAUCAUGGCCGUCGAGCACUACCAGCAGCCUCUGUACAUACUGAGGCUGACCGAGUACUCCCACUACGUGUUCACCUCCAUCCUGGCGAUCGAAGUCCUGCUGAAGCUCGUGGCGUUUGGCGGGCUCCGCUUCCUGCGAAACAGUUGGAACCUCACGGACCUCGUGGUCGUCUCGUUAUCCCUCGUGAGCAUCGUUUUAAGCGCGGUGAGGGUGUCGCGGCACGUUCCCGUGAACCCCACCAUCUUGAGAGUCUUCAGGGUGCUGAGGCUGGCUCAAGUCGUGAAGGCCAAAAAGAUUCGGGUCCUGCUGACAACGAUCAUCAAAACGCUGUUGCAGGUUGGAAACAUUUGUCUCCUCUUCCUGUUCUUCUUUUCCAUCUACGCGACGCUGGGAGUGGAGUUGUUUGGCCAUCUAGAAUGCGCCGAGGACGACCUGUGCCUCGGGUUAAACGAGUACGUCAACUUCAAGCACUUCGGCAUGGCCCUGUUCACCCUCUUCCUGCUGUGCACCGGGGACAACUGGAGCGUGAUCAUGAUGGACACCUUGAAGCAGUGCCGUCUUGGAGAGUGUGCGCACUACCUCGUGUGGGUGUCUUCGAUAUACUUCAUCACCUUUGUGGUCAUCGCCCAGUUCGUGCUCGCCAACCUCGUGGUGGCCGUCAUCGUCCAAGCUAUGGAGGACAGCAACAAGGAUGAAGGAUUGUCUGCGGCUAAUCUCGUUGUCUCAGGAACUUCUGAUCCAGUUCAUUGAUUUUAACCCCUAACGGUCCUUUUGAAAGCAGUUCUUUAUUUUAAUGAGUAUACUUUAUUGAUUUAACUGCAUCAUUUCAAUGUUUUGAUCAUUUUUACAUAUUUCCUGAGUGAUAAAUGAUAAAUGUAUAUAUUUCUGCAUCUGUUUUUCAGUGACUUGGUUCUUUUGAAAGCAGUUGUUUUAUUCUAAUAGAAAGAAUUCUUAAUUUAACUGCUAUUUUAAUGUUUUAAAACAUGUGUUUAUUUCUUCAUGUAUUUUAUGUCUAAGGUUCCUUUCGAAAGCAGUUGUUCUAUUCUAAAAGAACGAUUUAUUGAUUUUUCUGCUAUUCUACCACUUUAUACAUUUCUAUGUGUUUCUUCAUGUAUUUUUAUGUCUGAUGGUCCUGCAGUGGUUUUAUUCCAAUAGAGCAAUUUAUUGAUUUAACUGAUAUUUCUUAGUUUUAAGAAGUGAUAUGUAGUAAUAUAUAUUUCUACAUUUUUUUCCCCAUAGCUUGUUGGCGCUUAAGAAGUUCA
Messenger RNA from Pungitius pungitius (ninespine stickleback), 4265 nucleotides. Its product is annotated as voltage-dependent T-type calcium channel subunit alpha-1H-like. The transcript has 30 exons. Gene Ontology annotation, cellular component: neuron projection; voltage-gated sodium channel complex; plasma membrane. Bases 1 to 3753 code for a protein of 1250 amino acids. Gene Ontology annotation, biological process: calcium ion transmembrane transport; calcium ion import; membrane depolarization during action potential. Gene Ontology annotation, molecular function: low voltage-gated calcium channel activity; voltage-gated sodium channel activity. The record is from RefSeq and is a predicted model, not a curated record. NCBI's taxonomy places the organism in Eukaryota, Metazoa, Chordata, Actinopteri, Perciformes, Gasterosteidae.